Messenger RNA from Rhododendron vialii, 633 nucleotides. RefSeq names its product protein FAR1-RELATED SEQUENCE 5-like. NCBI's taxonomy places the organism in Eukaryota, Viridiplantae, Streptophyta, Magnoliopsida, Ericales, Ericaceae. Bases 1 to 633 code for a protein of 210 amino acids. The record is from RefSeq and is a predicted model, not a curated record. Gene Ontology annotation, molecular function: zinc ion binding. Gene Ontology annotation, biological process: regulation of DNA-templated transcription. The transcript is spliced from 2 exons.
AUGUACGAAAUCCGUGAGAGAUGGAUUCCGGUAUAUAUGAAACAGAUGUUUUCCACCCAUAUGACUAGUAGUCAAAGAGCUGAGAUUUCUCAUGCUUUUUUCAAGUAUGUUUCUUUAAAUAAUUCAUUGUACGACUUUGUCACGUGGUUUGUUAUGGCGCUUUCUCACACACGACAUAAUGAAUUGGAUUUGGAUCAUAAAGAUCUCAAUGAGAAGCCACAAUUGAUAACAUCGUUUCCCAUGGAGUCCACAAUGAGUGAGUUAUAUACAUUGGCCAUAUUUAACAAGUUUCAAGAUGAACUCUUUCAAAUUGGGGCGUACAUGGUUAAGAUGACAUAUGAGGAUGAACACUAUUGUUUCUACAUUGUUGAGAGGGCAAAGGUGAGUGGUUUUAGGGUUCGUAAUCUUUUGGUAAAUAAGUCAUCAGAACAUGUAAGUUGCAGUUGUAAGCUAUUUGAAUGUGACGGAAUUCCAUGUCGGCAUUUGUUGGCUUACUUCAAUAGAAUGCAGAUUCUUGAUCUGCCUCAUGAGUUCAUUUUGGCAAGGCAAAAUAAGCUCUUCAAAUUUGCUUCUAGUGUAAUUGAUGAUGCCGUAUUAACUGAAGAUGGAAGUGAGCUAUUGGAAGAAGCUUAG